Molecule: messenger RNA, 1328 nt
Organism: Theobroma umbraticum
Lineage: Eukaryota; Viridiplantae; Streptophyta; Magnoliopsida; Malvales; Malvaceae
Product: protein trichome birefringence-like 16
Biological process (GO): xyloglucan metabolic process; plant-type secondary cell wall biogenesis; xylan biosynthetic process
Cellular component (GO): Golgi apparatus
Molecular function (GO): acetyltransferase activity
Source: RefSeq, a predicted model, not a curated record
AAUCAAAGCUUUUCAAUUCAAUUUUCCAUAAACAUUUUCAAAUUUAACUAUAGAUCAGAACCGUUGGAUUUUUUUUCUGCGUUUGGAUCCGAAUCGUUCGUACUCAAUCGUAGAUUGCAAUUUUGUUCAUGUUUAAUUUCGUUUUCUCGUGUUUUUGUUUAGCUGACUGUGACUUCAAUGACGUUGUCUGUUUUCGUUGUCAAUUAUAUUGUUUCCUUUAAAUAUUCUUUCAUUGUCAUUCAUUUACUCUGAUGUGCACGAAGAUUGUUAAUUUCGCUUUGAGUUAACGAGGAAAAUUGAUUUUAAAACUUAGCAUUACGAUUAGAAAAUAAGGAAAUACGUGGUUAAUUUUGGUUAUGAUAAUUUAAUUGUUGAAAUUUGAUUCUAGCGUAAAAUUUAACAUUAUGUUUAGAACUGUGCUUCUCCUGUUUAGUAAUGUCGGUUGUGAGUUAGAAUAGGAUCUGCUGGCUUCGAAGCAUCCCAUGGAAGCAAGCUUGUUUGGCUUAGCUAUUUGGAAUUUCUAUGCAGAUGGCGUGGGAAUCUCUGUUGUGUGAUGAAAGGAGGCCCCUGCAGAUUAAGAUGGAGGGGUAAAGAACUGUCUCUCAUUCUCAUUGUUCUUGUCUGUGCAACCAUUCUUGUUUGGACAUGGGACAGAAGUCCAGUACUUACUUCCUCACUACCAUCUAAAAAUCAGUUGUUGCAGCUCUCUCCAGAACACAAAAGCCAUGUGAGAGAGGAUAUUUCUACGUCGAUACAGAGGGAAGUCAUAAAUAACAAAGAGGAACGUCAUGUGGAUAAAAUACCUUCUACUGAUACUGCCAAAAGUUCUUCAGAAUUUGAAACAUUUCCUAUUCAGAAGAAAGAAGAAGAAACAGCAAAACACAAAUACAGUCCACAAAGAGAGAAAACUGGUGUUGUUAAAAGUGGAUCAAGUUCAACACAGAUAGAAGAAACAAACAAUGUAAUUUUAGGAGAAAAAACUUCAGAACAAGAAGAAAAGAGAGUGGAGAAUCAAGCCUGUAAUUAUGCAAAAGGAAAAUGGGUUAUAGAUGAUAGACGGCCUUUAUAUUCUGGGUUUGGUUGUAAACAGUGGCUAGCACCAAUGUGGGCUUGCCGGUUGAUGCAGCGUCAAGAUUUUGCCUUUGAGAAGCUAAGAUGGCAACCAAAAGAUUGUGAAAUGGAAGAGUUUGAAGGGUCAAAGUUCUUUAAACGGUAUUAAUAUCUUGUCCUUGAAUAUUUUUUAAAUAAUUGGUCAGCCCAUGUAUUGUUUGAAAAUGAUUAUAGCUCUUCACUUGGUCCUUCCAACUUCACCUUAAUCAGAAGAACUG